Molecule: messenger RNA, 7861 nt
Organism: Plodia interpunctella (Indianmeal moth)
Lineage: Eukaryota; Metazoa; Arthropoda; Insecta; Lepidoptera; Pyralidae
Gene: snu
Product: snustorr
Exons: 15
Coding region: 2996-5311 (771 amino acids)
Biological process (GO): transmembrane transport
Cellular component (GO): membrane; ATP-binding cassette (ABC) transporter complex
Molecular function (GO): ABC-type transporter activity; ATP hydrolysis activity; ATP binding
Source: RefSeq, a predicted model, not a curated record
UUACUAGCUGCGCUCCGGGACUUCUCUCCCGUGAGAAAUUUGGGAUAAAAAGUAUCCUAUGUGUUAUUUCAGGUUAUAUUCUACCCGUGUACCAAAUUUCGUAAUAAUCCAGUAGAUUUCACAUGAAAGAACAAACAAACGUACACACAUACAUCCUCAUAAACUUUCGUAUUUACUUGUAUAAUAUUUGUAGGAUAAAUAGGAUUAUUUUUGUGUAAAGAUUUUAAGCUUCCAAAAAAUGUUCCAUAGUAAACUAUAUUACUGGUAUUCAGUCAAUGGCGUUAAAUGCUAUAUCUCUGGCGACAAUGAGCUUGUGGCAAAAAUGACAUUUUUGUAAAAAAAAAACUUGUUAGCCUGCUACUUUACACCAAGUAAAAUAUGUUAAGGUCACCUCACGCGUCACUCACGUACGUUUCACUUGAUAAUUAUUAUUUCCAUUUCAUAGGGUAAUACAUAGGGUACUUUUUAUUCCGAAUUACCACGGGGGCGAUGCCCCAGGGCGCAGCUUGGACUAAAUGCGAAAGUUUGUGAGCAUGUGUGUGUUUAUGGUGAUUUACUAGACGUAUUUCUUAUGAAAUUGUUUAUUUUUUAUGAAAUAACUUGGAAUAAUACAUACAUGUUUUUUAUCCCGAAAUUACUAUGGGAGCGGAUCCCCGGGGCGCAGCUUGGACUGUUAUGUGUUUGUAAUAGGCGAAUCACAGUGAAUUUAAUUACGUCAAUGAACGGUAGACUGUACUCAUACCAAUUGAUAGACGUGUGUUAUCUAAUAAUGUACAGUGAGAGGAUCAUGCCUCUCACUGUAUACAUUGGGUUUCUGCAUCCCUUUCGUUCACUCAUGUGAGAGACAGGGAUGCAGCGAGCGAAAGGUUUUUGUGACUGAAGCACAUAUGUUUUAAUUGCAUUUAGAGAUAUCCUAUUCUGCGCAAUUAUCGGUUUUAAAGCACCCGUCUAUAUGAUAUUCAUGAUCUAAAUGAUUCUCACGCAAUCAAAGUUAAUAUCAUCAAUUUUCUCUACUCUAGGUAUUUUUUUACACAACACCCUGGGCGGUGGUGGUGUAAUGGUUAAGACGCCCGCCUUUGGAUCGAAAAAGGUCCCAGGUUCGAAUCCUACUCGUGCCACAUGAGUUUGUAUACCAGUCUGACUCAUGUCUUGUAGUUUUCAUCGACCACCACUUGCUUCCGGUGAAGGAAAACAUCGUGAGGAAAUCUGCACACUGGUUGAUUAUUAACUUGUGUGUGAAAUGGAGAAUGGAAUGGCAAACCACUCCAUUAAUAAUGCCAAGAAAGUUGUUAUGUGUGUUUCAUUCCACGUAUUGACCACGACCCUCGCCACGCCAUGAAUACGACUAUGAAGAAGAAGAAACCCCGGGUUCCGCGGCGUCACAGCUCUGAACACAAUCGGGAACAUGAGAAACUGUGGAAUUGAGAUUCUGAAAUAGUGAGGCUAAAUUUUAGUACAAUAAUAAAUUAUUUGUAACCGCUUCUUGUAUGUUUUACAAGCAGAUUUUUUGGGGAAGUUAUAUAUGAAAUAAAACAAUUUUAAUCACCUUGAGAAAUAAAAACGCCUAGUUUCCGUCUUUAAAACAUUUACAAUGCUAUUUUAAGUAAAAUGUUGUGUUAUAUCGCAUGAACAGGUGGAAGAGUCCUUGAAAAAGUAUUAUUUUAAACAUCAUAAGUACAUAUUAUUCUACUCAUUAUUUUUUUUGCAAAAUUAUUUUUUUUGUAUGUUGUCUUAUAACGUCAGUGCUGUUGUCUGAAAUUUCGGCAAACGCAUAUUUUAAAAUUAAUUUAUUGACGUCAAAGUGUUUGGGUAUGGAUCUUCAUUUUCAGACAUAUUCUUUAUAUAAUGCAAUGACUUUCUAGCCAAUGAUUAUGAUUUGGAUUUAUCGUUUGGCUUUUCCAACACAUUAUCUUAUUGUUAUCAUCAACGACGACCUCGGUGGCGCAGUGGUGAACCGAGAGGUCACGGGUUCGAUCCCCGGUCGAGUCAUGGAAAAUGAUCUUUUUCUGAUUGGCCCACGUCUCGGAUGUUCUAUAUAUGUAUUUGUUAUAAAUUUGGUCCCGUUGAGUUAUUAUCCCAAAACACAAGUGUCGAACUUACUUCGGGGCUAGCUCAAUUUGUGUGAUUUGUCCUAAAAUAUUUAUUUAUUUUAUUUAUCAACUACAGAUUAUUAAUUACGAUGCUUUUCAUCAUCGGAAGUAACUGGCAGUCUAUUAUCAGGCACACUGAACAGAUUUACAUGAAAUUAACAUCAGUGUUGGGAAAUCAUAAAAUUACUCGUAGAUCUUCUUUUCCUCAUAUAAGAUCCAAUGUUGGCUCAUCACGAUUAAUUUAUCCUCCCCGAAGGACCAAAUACUCCUUAAGAAAAAUUAGAAUUUAGAAGAUUGCACGAAUGUUUUUGACUAGUUCAUAUAAUUGGUACUCUAGUACUCAGCCACUAUGCCUUACUAGACGCGACGAAUAUAUAUGCCACAUGAUGCAUAUAUAAUCCUGAAAUUCUCAUAUAUAUUACAUAUAGCUAGCAUAACUAUAUACUUCAGAGCACAAUUUUCUUCCGACCUUUGACACUGUAUUAAUGAUAUUAAUAACUUCCAAGUAUCAACAAACAAUCGCAAUUAAAAACGGGUAUGUGUGAGUCUGUGGCAAUGUAAAAAACCCACGGGUUGCCGAAACCGCUUGCGUCAUUCCGUCUUGACACACCGAACUGGCCAGAUCGCCUGAACAUUGGCCGGUUGUAAAGAAAAAGAAAAAAAGUAAAACCAGCACGCGAUCGAAAAAGGAACGCGGCCAGUCGAUAUUGAACAGCGCGCGGGAACGGACGCGCGAAAAACCGCGUUGCUGUCAACUGUCAAAAUACGCGCCACAGACCAGAAAGUUUUCGAAAACGCCAAGAAAACAUCUUUGUGCAACUGUGCUGUAUCUUUAUUGGUGUGUUUGUGUUUUGUGCUGAGGAAGUGAGUACAUGUUACAAGGAAGCUGACCAGAGGCCGCCGAGAUGUUUAUUACAGAGACCUCGCCUCCAUCGCCCCUGGGCGAUGAGAAGGAGUCCAAGAUCAGCCAGAUUCAGUUUUCUGCGCCCUUCGACAAACAGGAAAACGCAAUGUGGCAAAAGCGUCAGCAGGCAGUAUGCGUGCGCCACGCGUUCAAACACUACGGCUCCAACAAGAGACCAAACCAUGUACUCAGCAAUCUCAACAUGACAGUCGCUAAAGGCACGAUAUAUGGCCUGUUGGGUGCGUCAGGUUGUGGCAAAACUACCCUCCUAUCCUGCAUCGUGGGGAGGCGGAAACUGAACAGCGGCGAGAUCUGGGUGCUGGGAGGCAAGCCAGGCACCAAAGGGUCCGGAGUCCCCGGCAAGCGCGUCGGCUACAUGCCGCAGGAGAUCGCUCUGUACGGCGAGUUCACGAUCAAAGAGACGAUGAUGUACUUCGGCUGGAUCUUCGGCAUGGAGACCAGGGAGAUCUCGGAGAGGCUGAGGUUCCUGCUUGACUUCCUCGACCUGCCCAGCGAGAACCGCAUGGUCAAGAAUCUCAGUGGUGGACAGCAACGCAGAGUUUCGUUCGCGGUGGCCCUCAUGCACGACCCAGAGCUGCUAAUUCUGGACGAACCCACGGUGGGUGUGGACCCGCUGCUGCGACAGUCCAUCUGGACCCACCUGGUGCGCAUCACCAGCUCCGGGGAUAAGACUGUCAUUAUCACCACACAUUACAUAGAAGAAGCAAGACAGGCUCACUGUAUCGGCCUUAUGCGCAGCGGUCGCCUGCUAGCCGAGGAGUCGCCCCAGGCUCUGCUCACGAUGUACAGCUGUAUCUCACUGGAAGACGUCUUCCUCAAGCUGUCCAGGAAACAGGGUCAAACGAACCAAGUGGUAGAACUGAACGUGACAGGCGGAGCCCUAGGGCUGAACAAGAUGUCGAAGCGCGAGGAGGCGCCGUACGCGGCGGAAGACGCGCAGGUCGUCGGCCUGAACUUCCACCAGAGCAAGGAGGUGCUCAUCGUGGAGAACGGACAGGCAGCGAGCAAUGGAGACGUGAGCAAUCUUCCCGGAAAAGUAACAGAAGCUGUGACAACAGAAUGCAAUGACUGUACUUCGAAUUGUUUCAAUCUAACAUCCCGCGGCAAAAUCAAGGCUCUAAUCCAGAAGAACUUCCUCCGAAUGUGGCGCAACAUCGGCGUGAUGCUCUUCAUCUUCGUGCUGCCGGUCAUGCAAGUCAUCCUGUUCUGUCUGGCCAUCGGUCGCGACCCUAGCGGACUUAAACUGGCCGUGGUAAACGACGACGUGCACGUAAUAGACGGCUACUGUCCGUUCAACUCGUCGUGCUCAAUGAAGAACCUCUCGUGCCGGUACCUGGAGCAGCUGACGGAGCACACGGUGAAGGAGUACUACGCCGACCUGUCGGCCGCGCUCAGCGCCGUGCGCGAGGGCGAGGCCUGGGGCGCUCUGUACUUCAACGAGAAUUACACGGACUCGCUCGUUGCUAGGCUCGCCUUGGCGGACACAGCGGAUGACGAAACGAUCGCCACAUCAGAAGUGGAGGUGUGGCUCGACAUGUCCAACCAACAGAUUGGACUCAUGUUGAACAGGGACAUUCAAUUCUCAUACAGGGACUUUGCUAAGGACCUGCUGGACACGUGCAACUACAACCCCAAACUGGGCGACAUCCCGAUCGACUUCAAGGACCCCAUCUACGGGAACAAGAAUCCCUCCUUUACCGACUUUGUCGCGCCCGGCGUUAUUCUCACCAUCGUGUUCUUCCUGGCGGUGGCGCUGACGUCGUCGGCGCUGAUCGUGGAGCGCAUGGAGGGGCUGCUGGACCGGUCGUGGGUGGCGGGCGUGGCGCCCGGCGAGAUCCUGUUCUCGCACGUCGUCACGCAGUUCGUGGUCAUGUGCGGCCAGACCGCGCUCGUGCUCGUCUUCAUGAUCAGCGUCUUCGGCGUCAAGAACAACGGGAACAUCGUGUUCGUCAUCAUGCUCACUCUGCUGCAAGGUCUGUGUGGAAUGUGCUUUGGCUUCGUGAUCUCCGCCGCGUGCGAACUGGAGCGGAACGCGAUCCAGCUCGCUCUUGGCUCCUUCUACCCCACGCUGCUGCUGAGCGGGGUCAUCUGGCCCAUCGAAGGCAUGCCCUGGAUCCUCAGAUACGUCUCUCUCUGUCUCCCUCUAACGCUAGCGACCACAUCACUCCGAUCUAUUCUCACUCGAGGAUGGCCGUUGACCGAUCCUGACGUGUAUAUGGGCUUCAUAUCAACGUUAGCGUGGAUCGCCCUAUUUUUAGUCGUUACGCUAACCAUUUUGAAGUUCAAAAGAAAUUGAUCACAUAUAUCUUGCGAGGUUGUAUUAUCUAGUGUUUUUAAUAAGAACAGUGAUGAAUGGGGAGCAGUAAUAGAGAUAUAAAUGAGGGUAAAUAUUGGAAAUGUGUGAUGUGUUAGACACAAUACAUGAGAUGUUUCAUUGUUCUUUCCGCAUUAUUUAACCUUGGCAUUGAUGGCAAUGAAAAUAAUACUUCUUUUUUUAAUAGUCACAUGUUUUUUUUUUUUUUAGUUUUAACAUUGAGAAAGUUUUCAAUGUGACAUGCCUCGAUGAAUGUUAAGAGUUGAAAGAUGAAUUUUUCAAGCAUAUCAUACGUUGCUCAAACCGCUAAGAACAAAUCGAUUAUUAUUAGUUCUUUAACUAAAUGAAUCUGUAGGAAUAUUUGCACCGACAUAAAAACCAACUGAAAAAGUUUUGUUCGAACAAAUGUUUUGUCAUGUUAAAACUAAAUUCUGGUUUAGCAUCAAAAUUGAAAAUUGAUUUUGAGAAAAAUAAACUUUCUUCAGUAAAAAAAAAUGCAAAAAAAUACGUUUCGCUAUGAAUAUUGCUAUGGAUUCGAAAUGACUGCUAGCCGAAGUGUAAAUAUAGCUAUAUUUAUAUUAAGUAGUACAUAUGUACUUAGAGGGGAUGUUAGCAACAAUGGUCGCGCAUGGGUAUCCCGUAGAUUUAGGGUAGGGGUUUUUUAAUAUUAACGAUGUAAGGGUUAUAAUAACAUUUAAAUUGUAUUCACACAAAAAUGUGCUAAAUUAUUAUUUUUUAAAUAUAUAAAUCUGACAUAAAGACGUCAUUAUAACAACUCUUCCCUUCAUGUCACUGUCAAAACAAUUUUAAAGAUUUUUCGUGAAAAUUAAUUUGUUUUAUCAAAAUCACUUGGCAACAUCAUUUUAAUUAAAAAAACGUUAAUUGUAAUCAAUAUCGCAAAAGUUUAUAGGUCUAUAUAUAAUUUUGUAAUAAUUUUGAAUUAGUAGGUAUGCAAAAUUACAUUACCUUACUUUGUGCGUUAAAUUGUUUCCUUUCAAAUGCUUGAUUAAUGGAGUUAAAACCUUUCUGGGAUAAGUCCGCCUUUGUACGCGUCUCUUUUUUUAUUUUACUGCUUUUCUCUGUAUGUAUUUUCUUCGUGAAAUAAAAACUUCACAAAGGAACAAAAUUAUUUUAAAAAAAUAUUGACCAUUAAAACAGUAAUUGUGUUAAAAUGAGUGUUGUUAUAACCUUGCAUCCAGUAGAAGAACAUAUGAGACCUGAUUUGAGUUACCAUAGAAUAGGAUGGUGCCAUACGAUGGUGAUUUAAAAUCAUUCAUGGAAAUAUUUAACUUUUUUCUACACCACUUAGAGGGAAAAUCUAUCUUUGUACGAUUCCAUUAAUAAAAUAAAUAUUUAUAAGUUUUUUUUUUACUUGUGUACAUCAAAAGUUUAUAUAAUGAUCAUGAAAUACAUUACAGGAACAUAUAUAUUUCCCUCUAAGACAUAUGCUUGGUCUGAAUAACGUAAUUCAAAAUGCAUUCUGGCAUAUAGAGGCUUAUCCGGUAUAUUAUAGGACAAUUAUAGGCGGAUAAUAAAACGCACAUUUUUUUAUCAUUUUUCUUAUAUUCCUAUAAUGAACCGGCUAUAACCGCUUUUUCAAACAGUGGCUCCAUCUAUUCGAUUCGAUGAUUACUUAGUUUCGGUAUGUAAAUGUACGAAUUAGAUUUACGGUCAUUUGCGGUGUAUUUAUAAAAUUUGUAAUGGCGGACAUUGCUUGCGACCUAGUAACUACAUAUAAAAAUACAGUGAAGUUCUCUUGUUUCAUUUGUUAGAGGCUAAUAUUACAAUUAGAAAAAUAAAAUAAUGCUUAACUUCAGAAUGGCUGGACUUUAUUAAUUUGCCAAAAAAUGGGUUAAAAAAAAACAUUCUUCUUUUAAAGACUACAUAAUUUGAUUGUCAAAUAUAAAGAAUGAAAACACAGUUGCUAGGUUGAAAGGCUUAAAUCCAAAACUUCGUACGUAAAAAGUUUGUGUAUUAAAUAAUUUUUGAAACGGUGCGAGUACGAAUUUUGGAAACCACCCGCAAUAUAUUAAGACUUCCGCGGGUGUAUUGAUUUUAUUUUAUUUAUUGACUUUGAACAAAUUGUUAUUGUAAUAUAGUCUAUGAUUUUGUAUCUGUAUGUUAAUUAUAUAAAUUGAAUGUUAUUGGUUUUUUUUUAUAUUUCAACGUAUUUAUAAGUGUUGGCGCGAACGAUUGUCCGAGCGUCCCUAGCGAUGUAAAAAAACAAAUUUUCGAAAAAACUAUUUCGGUUUGACGUUUUUCUGACAGCUGUCAAAUUAAGUCCCAAAAUCGACCGCUAGAGGCGCUAGUAGCAAUUCAACCGUCAAAGUAUGCCCGUGGAAGCGUUAGUUUUAGCCUUGUACAGUAAGUUAAUGAAUAGUAAGGUUUUAGACUAAGUGAGUACCGCGGCGCCGCUCGGUCUAACGACACAAGAGUUAAGUCCUUUGGAUUUGCAUGUGUCCGACUGUGAUUAUUUUUGCUAACACUGACAUUUUUGUAAUGACAAUUAUACAAUAAUACUGUACCAAAUAA